Linum tenue is the source of this 1667-nucleotide messenger RNA. The record is from the annotation of a GenBank genome assembly. NCBI's taxonomy places the organism in Eukaryota, Viridiplantae, Streptophyta, Magnoliopsida, Malpighiales, Linaceae.
AGGCGGCAGCCACAUUCCGUCUUGCGAACACUGCGCCCUAAAACUAACUUUCCGCUUCCUUCGUUUCUCCCCCUUAAUUUUUCUUCCUGCCUUGUGCGGCUGCUCCCAUAGCAGACAUGGCCAGUUCUACUCCCUCGGCCUUCGAUCCAGAGCACACCAAGAAGGAGCGGGAUGACGAAGAAGAGAAUUCGCCCGCUGCUGACGACGAGGACACCGGAGCUCAGGUCGCUCCCAUCGUGAAGCUCGAAGAGGUCGCUGUGACCACCGGCGAGGAGGAUGAGGAUGCUAUCAUCGAUCUAAAAUCGAAACUUUAUAGGUUUGACAAGGAUAGCAACCAGUGGAAAGAGAGAGGAACUGGAACGGUGAAGCUUUUGAAGCAUAAGGACACUGGCAAAGUUCGCCUCGUCUUUCGCCAAUCUAGGACACUCAAGAUCUGUGCUAACCAUCUAGUUAUUGCGGGAACGAAAGUGCAAGAGCACCCUGGAAAUGAUAAAUCGUGCAUAUGGCAUGCUACUGAUUUUGCUGAUGAGGAGUUGAAGGAUGAGCUCUUCUGCAUCCGAUUUGCUUCUGUUGAGAACUGCAAAACCUUCAUGGAGAAUGUUCAGGAGGUGGCUGAAAGUCAGAGCAAGGAAGAAAGUAAAGAUGCUUCAGAGACUGCCAAGCUUCUUGACAAGUUGAGUGUUGAUGAGGAUAAGACUGAGGGCAGUGCAAAGGAGGCCAGCGGUGAUGCAUCUGUUAAUGACAAGAAGGAAAAGGCGGAGACAGAAAAGAAGGUUGCUGAACCAGCUUCAUCAGCUUGAAACCUACAGGUGGAGGGGGGAAAGAAAGCUUUGGGGUAUGUUUGUGGUUUUUGGAAGUCUUUGACCAGCUUCAGUUGGUAAUAUAUGCGUAGGCACAGAAAGAGGGGAAGCAAGAAUGAAAGACCUGUGGUGUGUGUGUGAUGGAUCGCCUAGUUGGUCAUAGGUUUUGGGAACACUAAAAUACUGCAAAGCUAGGGCAAUUUGAACUGGUUUGUUUUGAGUCUGUCUUGGGAAGAAGUCCAGGUUCAUAUUUUCCAAGUCUGGAAUGGUGGUGGUUGGGUUCUCUGUGUGUUUCUACUGGUCUGGUUUGCCUAGGCAACGUUGGAUCGAAGUCAUUGCUAGUCAAAAACUCUGUGUCUGCAGUUAUAUUGUGCAAGAGUUCGUCGUUGGUCUUGUGCGGUUGAUGAUGAAUAUACAUCACUUUAUAGUGUCUGUCUGAAAUCUGAAUCAUCUGUUUGGGAUGGAUGGUCUUUGAAGAAUGCGAUAUUUAUGCAUUCUUUUGUGGAGUCUUUUUGGUUGUUUCCCUCCCAUUAUGCCGUUGUGAUUUGUGACUGAAGUUAUCUUUAUCUAGUAGAACUUUAUCCCUCAGCUUCACAAAUGCGUUGAAUUUUGCUGUGCCUUCGUAUCUUGGUUAUUUUGGUUGAUGUGUUCAGAACGCCAGUGUUGGUUUCAUGAACUGUGUUUGUUGUGCAUUAGCCACUUUACUAAAGAAUCUAAUUUCUUUCAUAGAUUUAACCGACUGGAAGGACAAAUGUAGCCAAUUAGAAAAAUGAAAUUCAAAAUUCCGCACUCUUCAUGUCGUCAUCUCAAUGAGCUACCAAACAAUGCAAGAUAUAUCAAUUUUAUUGUUGCUAAUUACAAAGCGAU